GGAGGCUCUGCGGUGAUUUCCAGCAGAGCUCUAUCCAAAUAAAAAUAGACAUUCAAAUGCUUAACUGAACACUGCACUGCACCAAGACUGGGUUAAUACAUUAUAAUGAUAAAAUAGUACAUUUUAAAGAAAAUGAAUGUUAAAUGUUGAAAGUUCAAUGAAAUCACGAAGACGCACAACUCCAGAUGCAGUGUAAGUUGAAUAUUAACCACGUAUUAAGAGUCCUAUAUUAUGGUCAUAGAUUCUUAGCAUGGCUAUGUUUAGGAAGUCAUCGGUGACACCAUGUGACUGUAGGUAAACACGGAACUAUCUUGUGUGGCCCAGCCUGAACUCUGUAUCUGAAGCUAACGGGUCGUGCAAUCGCUCAGUCCAUAAACUGGCCGAUGCAACACACAUGUUAUGCCUUUGAGGAGUGAACCGUGGAUAUAGGUAAACAGCUGAGACGACACCGCACCCGCUACAGGCAUCCCGAGAACACACAUAUUUUAAUCAAUGGAGAAUGGAGACUGGGACUAUAUGAUGACCAAACCAGUCACCUUAAAUGUUGGUGGGCACCUGUACACCACCACCAUGUCCACUCUUCAGCGCUACCCAGACUCCAUGCUGGGUGCCAUGUUCUGUGGAGACCUGCCCACAACACGAGACUCACAAGGAAACUACUUCAUUGAUCGUGACGGGACCCUCUUUCAUUACAUCCUGAACUUUCUGCGCACGUCAGAGCUCACCCUCCCCAUCGACUUCAUGAAGACGGACCUCCUGCAUAAAGAGGCAGACUUCUACCAGAUAGAGCCUUUGAUCCAGUGUCUGAACAAUCCCAAGCCGCCUUACCCAUUGGACACCUUUGAACAGAUGACCAAACCCGUCACCUUAAAUGUUGGUGGACAAGUGUACUCGACCAGCAUGUCCACCCUUCAGCGUUAUCCAGACUCCAUGCUGGGUGGUAUGUUCCGUGGAGACCUGCCCACAACACGAGAUGCAGAAGGCAACUACUUCAUCGAUCGUGACGGAACACUGUUCCGUUAUAUCCUGAACUUCCUGCGCGCGUCGGAGCUCAUCCUCCCUAUCAACUUCACGGAGAUGGAUCUCCUGCGAAAAGAGGCAGACUUCUAUCAGAUCGAACCUUUGAUCCAGUCUCUGAACGAUCCCAAGCCGCUGUACUCGUUGGACACCUAUGAACAGAUGACCAAACCAGUCACCUUAAAUGUUGGUGGGCACCUGUACACCACCACCCUGUCCACCCUUCAGCGCUACCCAGACUCCAUGCUGGGUGCCAUGUUCCGUGGAGACCUGCCCACAACACGAGAUGUGCAAGGAAACUACUUCAUCGAUCGCGACGGGACACUUUUCCGUUUCAUCCUGAACUUUCUGCGCACGUCAGAGCUGAUUCGCCCUGUCAGCUUCACAGAGAUGGACCUCCUGCGAAAAGAGGCAGACUUCUAUCAGGUCGAGCCUUUGAUCCAGUGUCUAAAUGAUCCCAAGCCUCCCUACCCACUGGACACCUAUGAACAGACGGUGGAACUCUCCAGCACACGCAAGCUGUCAAAGUACUCAAACCCAGUGGCAGUGAUCAUCACACAGGUCACUGUCACCACCAAGGUCCACUCACUGUUGGAGGGCAUCUCCAACAACUUCACCAAGUGGAACAAGCACAUGAUGGACACCCGAGACUGCCAGGUGUCCUUCACUUUUGGACCGUGUGACUACCACCAAGAGGUGGCCCUCAGGGUUCACCUCAUGGACUACAUCACGAAGCAAGGCUUCACUAUCAGAAACACACGCGUGCAUCACAUGAGCGAGCGGGCCAAUGAGAACACAGUGGAGCAUAACUGGACUUUCUGCAGGCCAGCAUAUAAAGUAGAGGACUAAUGUCACCAUGACCUGUGGGCAAAAUAAAGAUGUCCACAAAAGCCAAGCUAUCAUGGAAGUUAUUUGUGUUGAAUAUAUGUACAAAUUCUUGACGGACCACAGUUGCAUCAGGUAUGGUUAGGUAGAAAAAGACACCAAACAUAGAACAUUAUCUGUUGUUUGCAUUACCUGUACCAUAUGUUGUGACUUUGGAAGUUGUUAAUAACCUAUCUUGAUGGCAUCACGUGUAUCCAGAAUUACGAUGUUUCCAAACCAUUGUACCCUCUUCUUCUCUGCCUGGUAUUUCCUCGCCUUUUGUGUAGUAAGUGGUAAACUGUCAAAUAGGAUGAACUGAAAAGAGAACCAAGUGAGAGGGUCCAGAGAGAACCUUUUUGCUAGUUAUGGUGUACAGGAGCUGGUUUUAAAUAUUUAAACCCUACAUUGUUUUACCAUAACUACUUCUCCUGGUAAGUUAUUCCUAAGUAGGGAAGGACUAUGGCUUCAAAUCACUUGGAGUGCAGUGUUAGAUCAUGCCAACAUUUAAAUAAUUUUAGUUAUUUGUGACACCUAUGCUUAAAUGGUAACAUGGAAUGUUUUUUGUCAGGAUGUGUCAAAUGAAAUGCUAGAAAGUACAUCAUGCAAUGUAAAAGAAAGCAGUAUUGCAUAUUGGCUAUAUGUACACAUAGCCUUUAUAUUGAAAUAAAUGAAAGAGAUUUGUCACAACUGA
Messenger RNA from Clupea harengus (Atlantic herring), 2572 nucleotides. RefSeq names its product potassium channel tetramerization domain containing 6b (gene kctd6b). Gene Ontology annotation, biological process: protein homooligomerization. The record is from RefSeq and is a predicted model, not a curated record. Gene Ontology annotation, molecular function: protein binding. NCBI's taxonomy places the organism in Eukaryota, Metazoa, Chordata, Actinopteri, Clupeiformes, Clupeidae.